AUGACGCAGCUGCGGACCCACCGCGCCCGUUGCUCACGACCAACGAAGUCGGGCGGUCUGUUGGGAGACAUGACCGGCCGUAAAGACCACGAACAAGGGGAGCGGGCGAGUGUUGUAGGUGCCAUCUUAUAUGUGGUUGAGCCAGUGCUCAUGGCCAAAGACAGGGUAGCGACGCGCAUUCGCCAUUAUGGCAUCGGGAGCAAGUACACACGUCUCGGCCUCCACAAGGGAGACGUAAAUCCCGAUGACAUCGCAAACCGGGUGUCAAUGGAUCGCCAGUUUAUACAUCCAAAUGAUGGCGUCCACUUCCAUAAACAGGUAGUGAAGGUAUUCACGGACCACCAUAGCGUCACGGAUGUGGUGAAGAAACUAAUCUCGAUUCAAGGGCGAACUACUUCCGGCACGAGCGAGAUGCUGCAGAGGUUGCUAGCUAGCCGCUAUAGAGACCACCCAGAUAUGUUAGAUGAGGCGUGGCUUGCGUUGGAAUUGGACCCAAAAAACCUGCACGAGCUCCUCGGCUUGGGUAAGUUUAUGGCACUUCGUGACAAUCCAGACUCUGGCAUUGCGUGGUUGAAAUUCAAUGAGCUGUUGAUGACAAACGGAAAAAACAAUGCGAUGAACGAUGAAGGUGCGGUGGCGAGUUAUUUGUAUAAAAACAAAAGUCCAAAUGAGAUAGACGCCUUUAUUGAAAAAGGUCAAGACAAGAAAGGUAGAAAAGGAGCGUGCCAAAACGCUGCGUAA
Messenger RNA from Hyaloperonospora brassicae, 741 nucleotides. The record is from the annotation of a GenBank genome assembly. Lineage: Eukaryota; Oomycota; Peronosporomycetes; Peronosporales; Peronosporaceae.